AUGGUCAGAUUAAUAACUCACAACAUGUUAGCAUGUCAUGUCAAAAAUUGCACGAAAGACAACUUCCCACUGUCAUUCUCCGAAGUUGAACUUGUUAUCCGACCUGCACCUGAGAAUUUGGAAUUCAUACAGAGGUUUUUACCCAAGCUGGAUUGGCCAGCUUUGGUAGAUACCGCUAGAUCUCUCGGCGACGAGAGUCUACCCGAACAGAUGCCUGAUCAAUGGACAGAAGAUCAGUUGAAAGCUUUACAUCAUGUCUUGAUGGAGCUCCACGUAGAAGAAGGUAACAUGACUUGUCGAGGAUGCGGACAUGUAUACCCCAUUUCAAAUGGUAUACCAAAUAUGUUAUUAGCAGAACAUGAAGUGGGACGAUAA
Molecule: messenger RNA, 375 nt
Organism: Kwoniella botswanensis
Lineage: Eukaryota; Fungi; Basidiomycota; Tremellomycetes; Tremellales; Cryptococcaceae
Exons: 4
Coding region: 1-375 (124 amino acids)
Biological process (GO): rRNA (guanine-N7)-methylation; tRNA methylation; peptidyl-glutamine methylation
Molecular function (GO): protein heterodimerization activity
Source: RefSeq, a predicted model, not a curated record